Messenger RNA from Nestor notabilis (Kea), 691 nucleotides. It is a transcript of the gene USE1, whose product is annotated as unconventional SNARE in the ER 1 homolog (S. cerevisiae). Gene Ontology annotation, molecular function: SNAP receptor activity. Gene Ontology annotation, cellular component: SNARE complex; endoplasmic reticulum. NCBI's taxonomy places the organism in Eukaryota, Metazoa, Chordata, Aves, Psittaciformes, Psittacidae. The record is from RefSeq and is a predicted model, not a curated record. Gene Ontology annotation, biological process: retrograde vesicle-mediated transport, Golgi to endoplasmic reticulum. The transcript is spliced from 7 exons. The coding region runs from base 19 to 675 and encodes 218 amino acids.
GUGGCUGCUCUUGAAGACAUGCUCCGGGAGCUGAAGAAGCAGCCCAGCAAGCCAGCCCCAGAACUGCUGAACGAGUAUUCGCGCAAAGUGGACUUCCUGAAGGGGCUUUUGGAAGCUGAAAAAUUGCCUUCCUCAACUGAAAAGGCUCUGGCAAAUCAGUUCCUGGCCCCUGGACGCACCCCUACAACAACUAAAGAGAGAACCCCAGCUACCAAAACAGUUCAUCUGCAAACAAAGGCUCGUUGCACAGGCAAAAUGAGGAGUGAGCUGCUUGGUACAGACCCCUUGGCUAUAGAUGAUUCUGAGGACUUAAACAUAAGGAAGCGGAAAGGCCUUGUAUCUGACGAGAAGCAGUCAGCAGUGGAGCUGGAUGCUAUGUUGCAGCAUCAUCAGGACAUGCAGGAGAAAUUAGCUGAGGAAAUGCUGAGUUUGGCUCGCAGUCUCAAAAACAACACUCUGGCUGCACAGAACGUGAUAAAACAAGAUAAUCAGACACUCUCACAUUCUCUCAGGAUGGCAGACCAGAACUUUGAGAAGCUGAAGGAUGAAUCUGACCGCCUGGAACAGCAUGCAAAGAAAUCAGUCAACUGGCUCUUAUGGAUAAUGUUAAUUGUAGUUUGCUUUAUUUUCAUCAGCAUGAUUCUCUUCAUUAGGAUUUUCCCCAAACUAAAAUGACUAUUACUUUUUUACU